GCUGGCUAUGUUUGUUCUUGUAUCUGUUCAUUAGGUUUCAUGGAAGUCAAUCAAUUACUAUAGCGACAAUUCAUCAUCUUCUUGCCAACCCAUUGACUCACAUUGGAGCAUUUGCUGAAGCUAAGCAAAAUGAGAGAAAAGCAUACAAUAUCUAUAGGACUAAAUUUGGCCCAGAUCAUGCACGUACUGUUCAGUCUUAUAAAAACAUGAGGUAUAUCACUGAAAAACAAGUCUCUUAUGAGCAGACAAUGCAGUGAUAGCCAUUACAGUUGAUGGUACAUUAAAGGUCUUCCAGUCCAUUCUCAUUGACUUCAGAGUCAUUUGCAGACUUCUCACUAGCUCUU
This is a messenger RNA of Amphimedon queenslandica, 344 nucleotides long. Its product is annotated as clustered mitochondria protein homolog. The annotation marks the transcript as partial. The transcript has 5 exons. The record is from RefSeq and is a predicted model, not a curated record. Lineage: Eukaryota; Metazoa; Porifera; Demospongiae; Haplosclerida; Niphatidae. Gene Ontology annotation, cellular component: cytoplasm. Gene Ontology annotation, molecular function: protein binding; mRNA binding. Gene Ontology annotation, biological process: organelle organization; intracellular distribution of mitochondria.